This is a messenger RNA of Arabidopsis arenosa, 2166 nucleotides long. NCBI's taxonomy places the organism in Eukaryota, Viridiplantae, Streptophyta, Magnoliopsida, Brassicales, Brassicaceae. The record is from the annotation of a GenBank genome assembly.
ACUGUUUUGAUUACCAGAAGUUGUGUCAUAUCAGUACAUGCAAGUGUAAAUGAUGGUGGUGGAAGAAGAAAGAAGCAUAGAAGAAGGGCUUUUGCAGCUCAAGAAUCAAAACGACGAUUCAGAGUGUCGUAUUACUGCUUGUGUUAUCUUUAGCACUUUUGUCGCCGUUUGUGGCUCCUCCUUCUCUUCUGGUGUUGCUACUGGUUAUAUUUCAGGUGCUGAGACAGGAGUUGUGAAGGACUUAAAUCUUUCUAUCGCGCAAUUUUCAGCGUUUGGCUCAUUCGCCACUUUAGGAGCUGCAAUUGGUGCACUGUUCAGCGGUAAAAUGGCCAUGGUCAUUGGCAGAAGAGGGACAAUGUGGGUCUCCGAUAUCCUAUGCAUCACUGGUUGGCUCUCCAUCGCUUUCGCUGAGGAAGUGGUGUUGCUAAACUUCGGAAGAAUUACUUCAGGGAUAGGUUUCGGCUUGACGAGCUAUGUGGUACCUGUCUAUAUAGCAGAAAUUACGCCAAAACAUGUUCGUGGUACAUUUACGUUUUCAAACCAGCUUCUUCAAAACGCUGGACUCGCCAUGAUUUAUUUUUGUGGGAAUUUCAUCAAUUGGAGGACGUUGGCUUUAUUUGGUGCUUUACCAUGCUUCAUUCAAGUAAUUGGUUUAUUCUUCGUACCAGAGUCUCCAAGAUGGCUGGCAAAAGUUGGUACAGAUAAAGAACUAGAAAAUUCACUGCUUCGGCUUAGAGGGAGAGAUGCUGAUAUUUCACGUGAAGCCUCGGAAAUUCAAGUUAUGACCAAACUGGUAGAAAAUGAUUCAAAGUCGAGUAUUUCUGAUUUGUUUCAGAGAAAGUAUAGAUACACACUCGUGGUAGGAAUCGGGCUAAUGUUGAUACAACAAUUCUCAGGAAGUGCUGCUGUAAUCUCUUAUGCAAGUACCAUUUUUAGAAAAGCUGGUUUUUCGGUGGCCAUUGGAACGACAAUGUUAGGUAUCUUCGUGAUUCCAAAAGCCAUGAUUGGUCUCAUUCUUGUCGAUAAAUGGGGCAGACGACCUCUCUUGUUGACUUCUGCGUUUGGGAUGAGCAUGACUUGCAUGCUUCUUGGGGUCGCCUUCACAUUACAGAAAAUGCAAUUGCUUUCGGAACUAACUCCAGUAUUAACAUUUAUAUGCGUUAUGCUGUAUAUUGCAACUUAUGCAAUAGGCUUGGGAGGUCUCCCUUGGGUAAUUAUGUCGGAGAUAUUUCCAAUAAAUAUAAAAGUAACCGCAGGAAGUAUAGUUACGUUGGUCUCAUUUUCUAGUAGUUCAAUUGUCACUUACGCUUUCAACUUUCUGUUCGAGUGGAGCACUCAAGAAAUUGUGUCGUAUCAAUUAUCAUUACAUGCAUGUGUUAAAAUGAUGGUGGUGGAGAAAGAAAGAAGCAUAGAGGAAAGGCUUUUGCAGCAUAAGAAUCAAAACGACGAUUCAGAUUGUCGUAUUACUGCUUGUGUUAUCCUUAGUACUUUCGUCGCUGUGUGUGGCUCCUUCUCCUUUGGUGUCUCUCUUGGUUAUACUUCAGGUGCUGAGAUAGGAAUUAUGAAGGACUUGGGUCUUACUAGCGCACAAUUUUCAGCAUUUGCUUCAUUCUCCACUUUGGGAGCUGCAAUUGGUGCUUUGUUUAGCGGUAAAAUGGCGAUCAUCAUUGGUUGGUUUUCCAUCGCUUUCGCUAAGCUUCUUCAAAACUCUGGACUCGCCAUGGUUUAUUUUUCUGGGAAUUUUCUCAACUGGAGGACAUUGGCUCUAUUAGGUGCUUUACCAUGCUUCAUUCAAGUAAUCGGUUUAUUCUUCGUACCAGAGUCCCCAAGAUGGCUGGCAAAAGUUGGUAAAGAUAAAGAACUAGAAAAUUCACUGCUUCGGCUUAGAGGGAGAGAUGCUGAUAUUUCACGUGAAGCCUCAGACAUUCAAGUAGGAAUCGGGCUAAUGUUGAUACAACAAUUUUCAGGAAGCUCUGCUGUACUCUCUUAUGCAAGUUGUACCAUUUUAAGAAAAGCUGGUUUUUCGGUGACCAUUGGAUCGACGCUGCUAGGCCUCUUCAUGGUAAGUAUAUUUGGAUGCAGGAUGACACAUUUAUGAUGUUGGCGUUUAAAUCGACAUUUCUUUUAUGUUAAACUUUCAAAAUUCAAUGAACUUCAAUUCUAUGG